AUGAUCACAGUAUUGGUUUUAGCAUUCAGUCUCUUGGCAAAUUUCAUUGUAAAUUCAUCCAUAGCGGGCUACAGAGAUGAAGAUCGUGAUGAUGUUUCUAUAGAUUUUUCUUCAAAUUACCCGGAACGUAAAUACAUAACCCAGACAUUCAAAUCGGAUACCGACACAGUUUUUCUACCACCGUUCCCCGACAACCACUACCUGAAACGGACGAACGGUGUUUCUGACCAGACGAUGAACAAAUUUCUAUCGAAGGCGCGAGUUUUGAAAGGAAAAGAUGACGACACUGGCUCCAAUAACAAUAAGAAUGUUUUCAUUGAGCCUCCUCUUAGAUUCGGAAAAAAAUAA
Molecule: messenger RNA, 348 nt
Organism: Helobdella robusta
Lineage: Eukaryota; Metazoa; Annelida; Clitellata; Rhynchobdellida; Glossiphoniidae
Exons: 2
Coding region: 1-348 (115 amino acids)
Source: RefSeq, a predicted model, not a curated record